AAAUUUUGUCGGGAUUCUGGGGGGCUCCAAAUUUAUAAUUUACCUAUUUAUCAAAAGAUGUCACUAAAUGCUCUCAAUUUGGGUUUCCUUGGUACUGGAAUGACUACAAACAACAACAAUAAUACUAACAAUAAUAACAACUAUAGCUUUCAACAACAACAUACACAACAAUUUGUCCAACCUCGUUUUGACCAACAACAAUUUGGAAUGUUUGGACAACAACAAACAAACACUCCAGACAAUACAAACAUUCAACAACAACAACAAAACCUCCUUCUGACUUUGUUGUUAAAUCAAAUAAUUGGUUCUCAACAACAAAUGCAGACUCCUCUACCUCCACAACUUGACCCUUCUCUCAACCUUUUACUUGGACAAUUAACAUCAACAUCAACAACUUCUGGAGGACAAUUAAAUCAAUUAAUUUCAUUAAUUCAACAACAACAACAAUCUUCCACUAAUUCCCCUUCAUUUUCUUCAUCUAAUUUAUUAAUUCCUUUACUCGAAUUAAUUGCUCAAUCCCAACAACAACAACAACAACAAACAUCUAAUAAUAAUAAUAUUCAAUUGCCUUCAUUACAACAACAAAUACCUAUUUUUGGACAACAAACAACAAUUCCUUCAACAACGGGGAGUGGAGAAAAUUUUGGAUUAAAUAAUAAAUUUAGUUUUUCUGAUACUUUUAGUGAAGGUCUUCGUUUGGGAUUAGAUCCAUUAAAUAAUCCCCAACAACACCAAAGACAACCUCCAUUACCAACACCAAGUGUUACUUGUUUACCAAAUAAUUCUUCUUCCUCUUCUUCUACUCCACCUGAACGUAUAACAGAAACUUUAUGUUUAGCAUCAGAUUCUCGUCAUCGUUUAUAUGACCCACAAUUUCAACAAUUUUUGGGGAUUGUUAGAGAGUUAGAAAGGCAUAUGUUUGGGGGAAAUACAGCAAAUAUUCAAACAAGUUCCGGAAAUUUUCCAACAAAUAUAACACAAAAUAAUGAUGAUAAUGCUACACAAAAUGAAGUUAUUCAACAAAGAAAGCCAUCAACUCCAUCGUCUUUUAUUUUUUAA
This is a messenger RNA of Meloidogyne enterolobii, 1059 nucleotides long. The record is from the annotation of a GenBank genome assembly. Lineage: Eukaryota; Metazoa; Nematoda; Chromadorea; Rhabditida; Meloidogynidae.